AUGCCAAAGUAUCCUUCCGUCGAACCGAGCAACUCGGACUUCCCACAACAGCCGGCGCUCGAGUCGCUGGUGGAAGACGAGCUCAAAGGCGGUCUUGCACCCUGGCGCACCAACGCCAUCAAUGAUCCAUCCAAUCUCGCUAAGGGUGCUGGCGAUCUCGCGGCCGACGCGUCUCCGCUCGUUUUUGGAGGAGGCGUCUUUGGCGUAGACAUGUACAAUACUUCGGAAACGCUCGCCUCCGACCUACCCCUUCGCACCGUCCGCCUAGCCCUGCGAUACGGCAUCAACGCCUUCGACACCUCGCCGUACUACUUUCCAUCCGAGUUCACGCUCGGCAACAUCCUCCGACGGUUGGAACCCGAGUUCCCGCGAGAGUCGUACUACAUCAUCACCAAGUGCGGAAGGUACGGACCGGAUAAAGGGGACUUUGAUUACAGCGCGGCGAAGAUCGACAGCAGUGUGAGGGGCAGCUGCAGGAGGCUGGGCACGAAUUAUUUGGAUGUGGCUCUUACGCACGAUGCCGAGUUCGUGUGCGACCAGGUGGGAAGAAGUCACGAUGCGGGGUGGGAGAGUGGGAUCGUUUCGGGGCUCGUCGAGCCGUCUCGGGUUGGCGUGAACCAGACAAGGGAGCAAGUCAUCGAGUCGCUGGGUCUGGCGCCUGGGCUGGAAGCAGCCUCCAAGGUGCACGGAAAGGGAGACGAGCAGUUCCUCGAAGCUGUGAGGACACUGUUCAAGCUCAAGGACGAAGGCGUCAUCAAGCGGGUAGGCAUCUCGGGAUACCCUCUUCCCGUUUUGCUGCGACUGUCUCGACUGGUGGCCACCAGCGCACCUUAUCGCUCGCUCGACGUGGUGCUCAACUACUCGAACCACUGCCUUCACUCAUCCGUUCUAGAGGGCUGGAAGGACCUCUUCGCCGCCGAUCCUCGUGGUGGCGCCGAUGCCGCCUCUCUCAAGGACCUCGCCUGGAAAGCACCGCUGCUGAUGAAUGGUAGCCCCUUCUCCAUGGGCCUCCUUACAGACGGCACGCCUCCCUCCUGGCACCCGGCCAGCGCCGCCCUCCAAGCAGCCACAAAGGAAGCAAGCCAGACCCUCCUCGCCCAAGGAAGCUCGCUCACCAUGACAGCCCUCACCUACGGCUUCCGCGGCUCCGAACUGCCCCAUCCUUCAGGCCAAGGUCCGCAGCUGAGAACGCUGGUCGGGUUGAGCAACCCAGAUCACGUCCACAGUACCAUCGAGGCGUAUCGCAUCCUGGCGGCUGGCGCAACAGAGGCUGGAAAGGUGCUCUAUCCGCUGAAGGAGGAUAGGGAGGCAAAACUCGAGGCGUACAAGAAGCAGACGAGGAGCGAGCAGGUCGCUCGGGAUCUGUUUGCUCAGAGGGGCGUUCGGGAGUGGAGCUGGUCGAGCGGUCUCUAG
Molecule: messenger RNA, 1413 nt
Organism: Kalmanozyma brasiliensis GHG001
Lineage: Eukaryota; Fungi; Basidiomycota; Ustilaginomycetes; Ustilaginales
Product: NADP-dependent oxidoreductase domain protein
Exons: 1
Coding region: 1-1413 (470 amino acids)
Biological process (GO): dehydro-D-arabinono-1,4-lactone biosynthetic process
Cellular component (GO): cytosol
Molecular function (GO): D-arabinose 1-dehydrogenase [NAD(P)+] activity
Source: RefSeq, a predicted model, not a curated record